AUGAAUACUCUCUUUACCAGCCUGUGGACUGUUCUUUUGCUGAGUCCCCUGGUCAGGUCCCAGCAGCUGCAAAGAAGGGAUAUUUUGAAUUAUCUACUGAACCGCUCAACAUAUGACCCUGGAAUUGCACCUGACUACGAAGAAGAUGUGGCUACGGAAGUUGAAGUUCAGCUUGAAAUAACAAGUAUCGACUCCAUCAGUGCCAUAUCCAUGGAAUACUCAAUGAACGUGUUAUUGCAACAGACAUGGAGAGACCCUCGGCUCAACUUCUCUCAUAUCAGCAACAUCAGUGUCCUAGAACUGGACCAGAGACGUAUUGGUGACGUGUGGGCCCCUGACAUCUUCUUCAAGAAUGAGAAGAGCGGCAGCCUCCACACUGUCACAGUCCCAAACAAACUUCUCCAUAUCAACAACGACGGUUCCGUCCUCUACAGUAUGAGAUUAUCAUUAACUCUGUCUUGUAUGAUGGAUCUUCGAUAUUUUCCGAUGGACGACCAGACCUGUUCUAUUCUCAUGGAAAGUUUUGGUUACUCUAAGGAGAACGUUGCCUUGAGGUGGAAUUCCAAAGAACCGGUUAUCUUUGGACUUGACGAUAACGACGAACAGAGCCUACCGCAGUUCUAUUUCUACAAACCACUGGAGACCGAGGGCUGUUUUAGCGUCGACUCGUUUAAUAUAGAGUUUUCCUGUCUCAAAGCCAAGCUGUUUCUUCAAAGAAAUUUGGGAUUCUACAUUGCACAAGUGUUUAUUCCAAGCAUGCUGAUUGUCAUCCUUUCCUGGAUCUCCUUUUGGAUUCACGUAGAUUAUUUACCCGCGAGGGCUUCGCUAGGAGUCGUCUGUGUGCUCACGAUGACAACGCAGAGUUCCGGCAUACGGUCUUCUCUUCCGGUUUUGUCUUACAUAAAGGCCAUUGAUGUCUGGUUGGCUGCUGGCCUUUUGUUUGUGGUUGCCGCUUUAUUGGAAUUCGCUUAUAUAAACGUACAAACAAGAAAACAUCGCAAACAAGCUAAGGACGAUGAGGAAAGCAUGCAGAUUGCAGAACCGCAGGCGAAGACAGAUUUCAUGGACCGAGCUCGACGUGUUGAUAGAGUGUCCAGAAUUGUAUUUCCUCUCUGCUAUGCUGUAUUCAAUCUUGUUUUCUGGGCUGUUUACCUUGCAAAAUAAUUGAUUAUAAUGGACCAUGUUACACUGAUCGAUAUCAGUUGCAUCACUUCUAGCUAUGUAAAUUUGAAGACUGCGCACAUCAUUUCUUAAAUUCAGUUUGUGAACGAAGAUGGUUCUUGUGUCUUUUUGAGGAGAUAAAAUAUGUUUAAUUUAUUUAUAAAUCCAAUUUAAUAGCAUUCGCUUUUUAAUAUGUUUCACAUUGAUUCAACUGUGUCUGUGUUAUAAAUUUGUUUUCAUGUGUUUAUGUGGUUUUGAAAAGUAAACAAAAAUGUUAUUUUGAAUUCAAUAACAAUGAAAAGUGUUUCAUUUUAAAGCCUUUGUAUUGGG
This is a messenger RNA of Magallana angulata, 1491 nucleotides long. Its product is annotated as glycine receptor subunit alpha-2-like. Gene Ontology annotation, cellular component: membrane; neuron projection; synapse. The coding region runs from base 1 to 1164 and encodes 387 amino acids. Gene Ontology annotation, biological process: chemical synaptic transmission; regulation of membrane potential; chloride transmembrane transport. The record is from RefSeq and is a predicted model, not a curated record. The transcript is spliced from 8 exons. Gene Ontology annotation, molecular function: extracellular ligand-gated monoatomic ion channel activity; neurotransmitter receptor activity; transmembrane signaling receptor activity. NCBI's taxonomy places the organism in Eukaryota, Metazoa, Mollusca, Bivalvia, Ostreida, Ostreidae.